CGCGCGGCGGCCGCGGGCUGACGUGGCGGGGUGGAUGUGUGGGCCCGCUGGGCGGCCGACUCAACUGACCUGAGGCAGUGGCGGCCGGACCCAGGCGGGCCGAGGGGCGCAGGAGCACGAGCGGCCGCGAUGCCGCUGGAGCUGGAGCUGUGUCCCGGGCGCUGGGUGGGCGGACAGCACCCGUGCUUUAUCAUUGCCGAGAUCGGCCAGAACCAUCAAGGCGACCUGGACGUGGCCAAGCGUAUGAUCCGCGUGGCCAAGGAGUGUGGAGCUGAUUGUGCCAAGUUCCAGAAGAGUGAGCUGGAGUACAAGUUUAAUCGGAAAGCCUUGGAGAGGCCGUAUGCUUCGAAGCAUUCCUGGGGUAAGACGUAUGGGGAACACAAGCGCCACCUGGAAUUCAGCCAUGCGCAGUACAAGGAGCUGCAGAGGUAUGCUGAGGAGGUUGGCAUCUUCUUCACUGCCUCUGGCAUGGAUGAGAUGGCAGUUGAGUUUCUGCAUGAGCUGAAUGUUCCAUUUUUCAAAGUUGGAUCUGGGGACACUAACAAUUUUCCUUACCUGGAAAAGACAGCCAAAAAAGGCCGCCCCAUGGUGAUCUCCAGCGGGAUGCAGUCAAUGGACACCAUGAAGCAAGUCUAUCAGAUUGUGAAGCCCCUCAACCCCAAUUUCUGCUUCCUCCAGUGCACCAGUGCAUACCCACUCCUGCCUGAGGAUGUCAACCUGCGCAUCAUCUCGGAGUAUCAGAAGGUCUUUCCUGACAUUCCCAUAGGGUAUUCUGGGCAUGAAACAGGCAUAGCCAUAUCUGUGGCCGCGGUGGCUUUGGGGGCCAAGGUUUUGGAGCGUCAUAUAACUUUGGACAAGACCUGGAAGGGUAGUGACCACUCGGCCUCACUGGAGCCUGGAGAGCUGGCUGAGCUGGUGCAGUCCGUGCGCCUUGUGGAAAGGGCCAUGGGCUCCCCGACCAAGCAGCUGCUGCCCUGUGAGAUGGCCUGCAAUGAAAAGCUGGGCAAAUCUGUGGUGGCCAAAGUGAAAAUUCCAGAAGGCACCAUUCUGACAUUGGACAUGCUCACUGUGAAGGUGGGUGAGCCCAAAGGCUACCCUCCUGAAGACAUCUUUAGUCUGGUGGGCAAGAAGGUCCUGGUCACUGUCGAAGAAGACGACACCAUCAUAGAAGAAUCAGUAGAAAAUCAUGGCAAAAAAAUCAAGUCUUAAAAUAAAGUGCUAUUCUCUGGAUUCUGAA
Molecule: messenger RNA, 1237 nt
Organism: Pteropus alecto (black flying fox)
Lineage: Eukaryota; Metazoa; Chordata; Mammalia; Chiroptera; Pteropodidae
Gene: NANS
Product: N-acetylneuraminate synthase
Exons: 6
Coding region: 130-1209 (359 amino acids)
Biological process (GO): carbohydrate biosynthetic process
Molecular function (GO): N-acylneuraminate-9-phosphate synthase activity
Source: RefSeq, a predicted model, not a curated record